This is a messenger RNA of Panicum virgatum (switchgrass), 892 nucleotides long. Its product is annotated as bet1-like protein At4g14600. The record is from RefSeq and is a predicted model, not a curated record. The transcript has 4 exons. The coding region runs from base 153 to 518 and encodes 121 amino acids. Lineage: Eukaryota; Viridiplantae; Streptophyta; Magnoliopsida; Poales; Poaceae.
GUUUCUUCCCAAUUCCCCUUCUGCCCUUCGUCCCCCGCGUCUGCACGCCGUCGCCGUCACCGUCGCCGUCUUUCCCACGCCGCCGCGCCACGAUCCCUCGCCGAUUCGAGGCAGGCCCGGGGCUCCGUACACCCUCGCGCGCGUCAGGGGCGAUGGCGCACCCGAUGUACGGCUCCGGCCCUCUCCGAUCCAGGAACGCGGCGAGCUCGGACGAGAUCCAGCUGCGGAUCGACCCGGUGCACGGGGACCUCGACGAGGAGAUCGACGGGCUGCACUCCAGGGUCCGCAUGCUCAAAGGGGUGGCCCAGGAGAUAAAUUCUGAAGCCAAGUUCCAGAAUGAUUUCCUUAACCAAUUGCAAAUGACCCUUGCAAAAGCUCAGGCAGGAGUGAAGAAUAACAUGCGAAGGUUGAACAAGAGCAUCAUCCAGCAGGGCUCAAAUCAUGUUCUCCAUGUUGUCCUCUUCGCUCUGUUUUGCUUCAUGGUUGUCUAUCUCCUGUCAAAGUUCUCUAGAAGAUAGUUUCAUUGUCAAGUGGCAUCAAAUCUAGGAUACCUUGAGUUGUAUGUAGUCUAAAGAAAAAAUAUGGUAUCUGUUGUACUUUGUGUCUCAUGACAAACCAGAAAAAAGGAGGGAAAUAUUUACUCUUAUAAGAUCACUUCUAACCUCUUCGAUGCUAUUCUAUCUGUUAGGUGCAUCGGGCACAGGUUUGUGUUAAGCAAAUACUCAGUGUAUCACAGCCCUCGAGUGCGUGCAACGAGUGUGGAUCAAAACUAUCAUAGGAGCAAGAAAGCUUCAAUUGAUCGGAAACUGUAUAUAGCUUGUACGUGAAUCCAUUCUGAAUUGUUUUUAUAGCAUUUCAUUUCAUUAUAAAUGGCUGAAGCUAUUUCAGAGCU